Molecule: messenger RNA, 957 nt
Organism: Symbiodinium necroappetens
Lineage: Eukaryota; Dinophyceae; Suessiales; Symbiodiniaceae
Source: the annotation of a GenBank genome assembly
GCGCUUCGUGGUCUGGAGAGCGACCCGCUCGUCGCCGAGAAGCUUUUGCACUUGGAGCCGAGCCCCUAUCUGCAGCAGCUCAACGCAAGGGAGCUCGCGUCGAUGCUUUAUCGUGACAACCUUCGUCUCAAGCAUGCUCCUCGGAAACGACUGCAAGAUGAACUUGAUUCCGCCAAACUGGCGGACAACAUGCGGCAAAUGCAGGCAGACCGGGAAAGCGGACUACUCGAGCUCACGACAGCUGCCACUGAUCCCCUGGCCAGAGCUUUGCUGUCCCACUUGCAAGAGGUCGGGCAGCGGGACCAAGUCAUGUUCUCUAUGCCUGCGACUGUCUUCGGUGACAAGUGUGAGCCGGUGCAGCAGCUUGUGAACCCGCACCGGUCACUGGCUGAGCAUACCGGUGAUAUGGAGGUGGAAGACGCUGACAGUGUUCUGGCUUCAGCUGCCGUAGGCAGCGGCAGCGACGUGCUUGCGUUGCCAGGGCAAGACAUUGUUCCUUCAGCACAUUUGUUUCAAGACGAGGCUGCUCGGCACUUUGCCAAAUGCUUGGCGCCUUCCCGGGCUUUUGGAGAUCAUUCGUUUUUCAGAAUUUCUUCGGGAGCCAUGGACAGGCACGUGAUCACAGGCGCGCCUCUGCGGCAGUUUGAUUUCAUGGUGCAGUGCUACGUACCUGUUGAGAUUGACCAGUGCGGUGAUGGUGACCAGAGGGCCGUUCACUUGGCUCCCCUGGGAGCCCCAAUGGCAUUGACCUUGAGGCAACACACCUUCGACGUUCUUGCCCAAAGCAUACACGUGUGGGCCUUGGACAAAGGCGUGAAGUUUUUACCUCGACCUGGGUUAGGGUUGCUUCUCGCGCCGGAUUUGUUUGUGUGUUUUCGUUUUUUUUGUUAUUUCUGCUUGUUUGCUUGCUUGUUGCCUGCUUGUUAUCUUGUAAACAGAACACUCUUUACAAGAUAG